CAGAGACCUGCUGACAAAUCCUAAAACUCUCUAUACUUUGGUGAUUUUCUUCUCAUUUUCAAAAUUUAUGAAGUUCCACAUUAGUGGAGAACCAGUAUCUAAGAUACCUGUGGACAAACAAAAAUGGAGACAGGCAACAUUCUGCAAAGCAGGAGAGUCAAAAUCCAACAUCUCUAUCAAAGCUACUGCUCAGGCCAGACUACUAUGCCUGCCUGCAACCUCCUCAGGUUCCUCCACAUAGAGCAGAUGGAGGUUACAGCAACUGACAGGACGGUGAAGGCUUUGAUUGACAAAUUUGAAAUUGACGAGACAGCCAGAGAAAACAGCUCCAUGUCAUUUGAAGGCUUCUUCCGGUACAUGGAAUCUAAAGAGUGCUGUGUGUUCAACCAGUUGCAUAAAAAGGUGUACCAAAACAUGGACCAGCCUCUGACCUCUUACUUCAUCUCAUCCUCUCACAACACCUACAUUAUUGGAGAUCAGCUGGUCGGAGAGACUCACCUGGAUGGCUACAUUUGUGCUCUGAGGAAAGGCUGCCGCUGCGUUGAGAUAGACUGCUGGGAUGGACCCGAUUUGGAGCCUGUGGUCUUUCAUGGCCACACCUUGACCAACAAGCUCCUCUUCAAGGAUAUUAUUACCACUGUGUCGCAACAUGCCUUUGAGGUGUCUGCUUAUCCAGUGAUCCUGUCGUUGGAAAACCAUUGCUCCCUGGAGCAGCAGGAGGUGUUGGCACAACACCUCAUCUCUAUCCUCGGAGACAAACUAUUGAAAGAACCAUUGGCCCACUUAACCUCUGGAGAACUACCAAGCCCAAAUGACCUGAAGUAUAAGAUCCUCGUCAAGAACAAAAAAGUCAGGCCUCACAGUCAGACAGAGGAGGGAACAGGGACAGAGACACAGGACAUUGAGGAUGAGGAUGAUGAGGAAGAGAAGGAUCAACCAACCAGUUCAUUUUUCUCAUCUAUCAAAUGGAUAUUUGGAAAGAAAAGAAAGAAGGUGGUAGUCGCUGAGGUUUUGUCUGACCUGGUCAUAUACACCUGCUCGGUCAAGUUCAUCAGCUUUGAUUAUUCCAGGGAACAUCAGAAGUACUGCGAGAACACCUCCAUGGAUGAGAACAAGGCUCGCAAGCUUGCCAAAGAUUCAAGUAUGGAAUUUAUACAACACAAUCAAAGGUUCCUCAGCAGAAUAUACCCUUCAGGAGCAAGGCUGUCCUCUUCCAACUACAACCCUCAGGAGUUUUGGAACAUCGGCUCACAGCUUGUGGCACUUAAUUUCCAGUCUCUGGGCUCACAUAUGGACCUGCACGAUGGCCGUUUCCAAGACAAUGGGGGCUGUGGAUACACCCUAAAGCCACCUGUGCUUAUGUCCAGUCAGGAGCACUUUGAUCCCAGGAGUAGGAACCACAGCCCAGAGCUGACAUACCUGCUGCUUAAGAUAAUCAGUGGAUCUGAUCUUCCUACCUCAAGGAGCAUCAAAGCAGUGGAUCGUUUUGUCAGAGUGGAUGUUCACGGGACUCAGUGUGAUUUCUGUACAAAAAGCACACAUGGUGUCAAACACAACUCUCUAAGUCCUUGGUGGGAUUUUGACAUAAACUUUAAGAUCUGUGUCCCUGGGCUCUGCCUCAUCCGGUUCUGUGUCCGAGAUGAGACCGGGCCUUUCAGCAGUGAGUUUGUGGGACAGUACACGUUACCCCUCACCAGUCUGAAGAAAGGUUACCGCUGGGUGCCUCUCCGCGACCGAGACGGAAGCAGUUUGGAUCCAGCUUCCCUCUUUGUCUAUGUGUGUUAUUAA
Molecule: messenger RNA, 1788 nt
Organism: Thalassophryne amazonica
Lineage: Eukaryota; Metazoa; Chordata; Actinopteri; Batrachoidiformes; Batrachoididae
Product: 1-phosphatidylinositol 4,5-bisphosphate phosphodiesterase zeta-1-like
Exons: 12
Coding region: 124-1788 (554 amino acids)
Biological process (GO): lipid metabolic process; intracellular signal transduction; positive regulation of cytosolic calcium ion concentration involved in egg activation
Cellular component (GO): nucleus
Molecular function (GO): phosphatidylinositol-4,5-bisphosphate phospholipase C activity
Source: RefSeq, a predicted model, not a curated record